Molecule: messenger RNA, 1391 nt
Organism: Kogia breviceps (pygmy sperm whale)
Lineage: Eukaryota; Metazoa; Chordata; Mammalia; Artiodactyla; Physeteridae
Gene: CX3CL1
Product: C-X3-C motif chemokine ligand 1
Biological process (GO): immune response; eosinophil chemotaxis
Cellular component (GO): extracellular region
Molecular function (GO): chemokine activity
Source: RefSeq, a predicted model, not a curated record
GGCAGAGGCAGUGGAGCCCCAUUAUAAACCGCGCAGAGCUCAGGCAGCGAGCGGACAGCACCGAGCCCCGACGAGGGCCGCCACCGCCUGCCCCGGCACCCCCGGACCCCCUCGGCCAUGGCUCUUCCACCUCUCUCCUGGCUGCUCCGCUUGACUGCCCUCUGCCAUCUGAUCAUGCUGCUGGCUGGACAGCACCUCGGUGUGAAGAAGUGUAACAUCACGUGCAGCAAAAUGACCUCGGAGAUCCCCGUGGCUCGUCUAGUUCACUACCAACGAAAUCAAGAAUCAUGCGGCAAACGUGCCAUCAUCCUGAAGACCAUGAAGGAAAAAUUAUUCUGUGCUGACCCACAGGAGAAAUGGGUCCAGAAAGCCAUGGAGCAUCUAGACCGCAAGGCUGCUGCUCUGGCUCCAAAUGGCGGCACGUUCGAGAAGCAAAUCGGCGUGGGUGAGCCCAGGACCAGCCCAGCCACCAGGGGGAUGGACUGGUCUGAGGCUUCAGAGACCAAAUUCACAAGCGAAAGCAGUAGCCAGGAGGCACAGAGGGCCUUCGGGACUUCCCCAGAGCUGCCACGAGAAGUGGCUGAUUCUAGGGGGACCAGGUCCCCCUCCACUUCAAAGACUCCGGAUGGAGGGCCCGAGAGAACUGAGCUUUUCAACAAGGCUGCCGUCACCACCACCACGUCUUGGCAGAGUUCUACCGCCUACCAACCUGGGGCAGACCUCGAGGCUGAGGGGAAAGCCUCUGAGGCCCCCUCCACCCAGGCCCCCUCCACCCAGACCCCCUCCACCCAGGCCCCCUCCACCCAGACCCCCUCCACCCAGACCCCCUCCACCCAGACCCUCCCCACCCAGGCCCCCUCCACCCAGGCCCCCUCCACCCAGGCCCCCACUAUUUCACACACAGUCCCAGAGGACAACACUGGGCCCGAAGGCCAACCUGGGUGGAUCAAGGGACAGGACCCCACGCCAGAGAACUCUCUAGGGUCCAAAGAAAUGGGUCCCACUUCAGCUCACACGGAUGCUUUCAUGGGGCCUGGCAGCGUGUCCAAUGUCUUCGUGGUCCCUGUAUCCUCUGAAGGGGCCCCCAGCACGGAUCCAAUGGCCUCUGGCAGCUGGACCCCCAAGGUCAAGGAGCCCAUUCAAGCCACCGCGGACCCCCAGAAGCUCAGUGUCCUCACCACUUCCGCCCCCAACUCCCAGGCAGCCACCCGGAGGCAGGCAGUGGGGCUGUUGGCCUUCCUCGGUCUCCUCUUCUGCCUGGGGGUGGCCAUGUUUGCCUACCAGAGCCUUCAGGGCUGCCCUCGCAAGAUGGCAGGAGACAUGGUGGAGGGGCUUCGCUACGUGCCCCGGAGCUGUGGCAGUAACUCGUACGUCCUGGUGCCAGUGUGAGC